AUGGGCAACUCUGAUGCUGGCUAUACAACAUGGGGCAACUCUGAUGCUGGCUAUACAACAUGGGGCAACUCUGAUGCUGGCUAUACAACAUGGGGCAACUCUGAUGCCGGCUGUACAACAUGGGGCAACUCUGAUGCUGGCUAUACAACAUGGGGCAACUCUGAUGCUGGCUAUACAACAUGGGGCAACUCUGAUGCUGGCUAUACAACAUGGGGCAACUCUGAUGCCGGCUAUACAACAUGGGGCAACUCUGAUGCUGGCUGUACAACAUGGGGUAACUCUGAUGCUGGCUAUACAACAUGGGGCAACUCUGAUGCUGGCUAUACAACAUGGGACAACUCUGAUGCUGGCUAUACAACAUGGGGCAACUCUGAUGCUGGCUAUACAACAUGGGGCAACUCUGAUGCCGGCUAUACAACAUGGGGCAACUCUGAUGCCGGCUAUACAACAUGGGGCAACUCUGAUGCUGGCUGUACAACAUGGGGUAACUCUGAUGCUGGCUAUACAACAUGGGGCAACUCUGAUGCUGGCUAUACAACAUGGGGCAACUCUGAUGCCGGCUAUACAACAUGGGGCAACUCUGAUGCUGGCUGUACAACAUGGGGCAACUCUGAUGCUGGCUAUACAACAUGGGGCAACUCUGAUGCUGGCUAUACAACAUGGGGCAACUCUGAUGCUGGCUAUACAACAUGGGGCAACUCUGAUGCUGGCUGUACAACAUGGGGUAACUCUGAUGCUGGCUAUACAACAUGGGGCAACUCUGAUGCUGGCUAUACAACAUGGGACAACUCUGAUGACGGCUGUACAACAUGGGGCAACUCUGAUGCUGGCUAUACAACACAGGGAAACUCUGAUGCCGGCUAUACAACAUGGGGCAACUCUGAUGCUGGCUAUACAACACAGGGCAACUCUGAUGCUGGCUGUACAACAUGGGGUAACUCUGAUGCUGGCUAUACAACAUGGGGCAACUCUGAUGCUGGCUAUACAACAUGGGACAACUCUGAUGACGGCUGUACAACAUGGGGCAACUCUGAUGCCGGCUAUACAACAAAGGGGAACUCUGAUGCUGGCUAUACAACAUGGGGCAACUCUGAUGCCGGCUAUACAACAUGGGGCAACUCUGAUGCUGGCUAUACAAUAUGGGGCAACUCUGAUGCUGGCUAUACAACAUGGGGCAACUCUGAUGCUGGCUACACAACAUGGUGCAACUCUGAUGCUGGCUACACAACAUGGGGCAACUUUGACGCCUGCUAUACAACAUGGGGCAACUCUGAUGCUGGCUAUACAACGUGGGGCAACUCUGAUGCUGGCUAA
This is a messenger RNA of Haliotis rufescens (red abalone), 1314 nucleotides long. RefSeq names its product protein RNA-directed DNA methylation 3-like. Bases 1 to 1314 code for a protein of 437 amino acids. The record is from RefSeq and is a predicted model, not a curated record. Lineage: Eukaryota; Metazoa; Mollusca; Gastropoda; Lepetellida; Haliotidae. The transcript has a single exon.